Messenger RNA from Triticum aestivum (bread wheat), 1826 nucleotides. Its product is annotated as F-box/kelch-repeat protein At5g42350-like. NCBI's taxonomy places the organism in Eukaryota, Viridiplantae, Streptophyta, Magnoliopsida, Poales, Poaceae. The transcript has a single exon. Gene Ontology annotation, cellular component: SCF ubiquitin ligase complex. Gene Ontology annotation, molecular function: protein binding. The record is from RefSeq and is a predicted model, not a curated record. Bases 859 to 1710 code for a protein of 283 amino acids.
UUAGAAAAACAGAGGGAGAGAUUCCCCCUACGAGGAGGAGGAGGAGACGCACGCAGCAGCGAGACGAUGCGUGUCGUGUACAGCUUGUUUUUACAUUUGUUUAUGUCCUAGUGGCUGCGGCUGCCUGUUGCAGUGGGCGCCGGCCGGUGGCUUUCGCUUUUGCCAAGGUCAGCCAUGGAUUCCUUCCGCUCCCCUCCGCUCCUCUCCUCCUCUCCUCGCGCGCAGCAGCCGAGCUGGAACCGAGACUGAGCUGAGCAUAUGUGCGUGUGCACCGAGCUAUACUAGUGGAGUAUUAUCAGGAGGUAAUAGCACGGCAGGUCCAUGAACUUGCCUUGCAUGUGAUACUUUGGUCCUUAAACUUGCAAAAGCUAACUAUCUAGUCCUUAAACUUGUCUCAGAUGUGCAUGUUUAGUCCUGGGUCAAUCAGAGCAGCCAAGUGGAGCUAGCCGGACCUGACCGGUCGCCGCUCGCCAUUUUGCAGAUACCCCCCUGACGUUUUGCCAAAUAAACCGAUGGCCUCGCUCCUUGCCUGCACCUAGAGGGGCCGCGCGCGGCCACGACGCCCUGGCUGUUCCUGUUCGGGGAUCGAGGCGAACGGUGGCUGGGGUGCGUCCGCCGCCGCCACGGCCGUGCACGCGCUCGACGCGCACCGGUGACGCAGGGUCGGGGCGGCCCCGCUCAAAGGUAGGUUCUUGUUCUCCAUCGUGGGCGUCGGGGACGAGCUCUACGUUGUCGACGGCCGUUCCGAGGGGUCGAGCGCCGACUCUGUCAAGACCAAGACGUAGAAGGUAGUCAUUGUGUCCAGCCCCCUCAUCGGCGCGACCGGCCCGGUCACGGCCGGUGCUGGAGGCGUUUGAGAUGUCCGCCAGUCGCAGCUUUGUGCACGCCCGCGUCGAGAAGCAUAUCCGGCGCGCCAACACCGGCGGCAAGUUCCGGCUGGGAGGCACCUCCGCCGUGUACGAGGACCCGCAUGGGCUCUCACUCCGGUGGCUCCGUCUCAGGGAUGUACUGAACGAGGACACCGAUUCCACUGGCCCAGCUCACGGUCACGGCAAGGUUGCCAAGCAAGAGAAACAGCCAGCUCAGCCAAGGCAAGCUCUUAUCGCUGUGGGUGGCCGAGGGCCAUGGGACGAGCCCCUCGUGUCCGGCGAGAUAUACAAUCCGAUGAUCGACAAAUGGGUCGAGAUCGCCUGGUUCCCCACCGACGUCGGCCUGGCAUGCUCCGGCGCCGUCUGCGGCGACACGUUAUACGUCUACUUCGAGUCCGACACGCUCGUCGCCUACCAUCUCGACGCCGGCUCAUGGUCCGUCGUCCAGACGUCCCGGCCGCCGCCACGGCUCCGAGACUACACGCCGGCGCUGGUCUGCUGCGCGUCCAGGCUGUUCAUGCUCUGCGUCUCGUGGUGUGACCCGGCGAAUCGAAGGGACAAGGUGGUGCGGAAGGUGUUCGAGAUGAACCUCGGCUCGACACCGCUGCUCCAGUGGACCGAGGCGUCCGCACACCCGGACGCACCCAUGGAUUCCAACAGUGUUCGCCGCCGGCCAGGACAGGAUCAACUUGUAGAGAUGUUCAGAAUCUUCGACAAGAUCCUCGACUUCGCGACGGCUUGCCGGGUCUCGGGCAGCGAGCAGAGCUGGAGCCACAUCGCCCGGGAGAACGCGGCCGCCAUGUCCUGCCCGCUGAAAUCCUUGGCCGUGCUGCUUCUCUAAAGAUCGCCGAUGUGUACUCUGUUUUUCUUUUCCACUUACACUGAUGAUUUGUUUGUUGCCAUGAGCUGUUGAUUGAUGUGCAGCUCGGUAAAGCCAUUCCAUUCCAUUGCAUUGCA